Molecule: messenger RNA, 1995 nt
Organism: Sinocyclocheilus grahami
Lineage: Eukaryota; Metazoa; Chordata; Actinopteri; Cypriniformes; Cyprinidae
Gene: wdr55
Product: WD repeat domain 55
Exons: 10
Coding region: 411-1718 (435 amino acids)
Molecular function (GO): protein binding
Source: RefSeq, a predicted model, not a curated record
UUUCCAUUGGAACCUUUUAUUAUGAAUGAAUUAUGGAUCAGAAAGAAAUGUAGUUUGCCGUGCAUGAAAACCGUAGGCGUAUCAAAGAGUUUCUGAUGAUAUAGAGAUGCUUGUCAUUAAUGGUGUGCUUCUGCAGCUCUUCUCUGAAAGCUCUGACACGUGUGACACCGUGAGCUCUGUAUUGUUGACGCUCUUCAGCAGUGAAUUGGCUCCUGGCUCCAGCAUAAAAACUCAACUCAGCAGCUGGUCAGCAAAUCACAUCCUGACGCUUUUACUGUGGAUUUGCUUGAUAAGCAGUGCAUGCUGGGAAGGGCAGCGCAGGCCAAGGGCACUUCAAUCCAUUCAGCCAACAAACACCAGCAUUUCUCACUUCUCAUAAGUCUUAUUGCUGUUUUUUCAGACUCCCUGACAUGUUAUUUCUUAUAAUUAAGGUGCAAGCCCCGAAGAUGCUGUGGCUCCUACUGCAUCUGCUCUCUCUCUCUGAUUUAGAGUCAGAGCAGUGGAGACUCCAGUCCAGCAGGGGGCGGAAGUGCGACCUGACUCCGCCCACAACAAAGAUGGCGCCUCCCGUAGAACACGAGGAUUCAUGUGAACAAGAGGAGGCUGCAGAGGAGCCCAAAACACCAAAGAUCCGAGACACACCAGAGGACAUCAAGCUAGAGGCCAUUGCCAACACGAUCGCAUUCCACCCCAGCCAAGACAUCCUGGCAGCUGGAGACAUUGAUGGAGACCUCUACCUAUUCUCGUACUCCUGCGCUGAAGGAGCAAACAAAGAGCUUUGGUCAUCAGGACAUCAUCUGAAGUCCUGCAGGAAAGUGCUGUUCUCCGGCGAUGGACAGAAGCUCUUCAGCGUGUCUAAAGACAAGGCCGUUCACAUCAUGGACGUGGAGGCUGGGAAACUGCUGACACGCAUCCCCAAAGCUCACAAGGCCCCCAUCAACGCCCUGCUGCUGGUGGAUGAGAAUAUCUUUGCGACGGGCGAUGACGAGGGAAUGCUGAAGGUCUGGGACGUGAGGAGCGGAACCUCGUUCAUGGAUCUGAAGCAGCAUGAGGAUUUUAUCAGUGAUAUCACCAUCGAUCAGGACAAGCGGACCCUGCUCACUUCCAGUGGCGACGGCACGAUGGGUGUGUUCAAUAUAAGAAGACGAAGAUUUGAACUGCUUUCCGAGUUCCAGAAUGGAGAUCUUAACUCUGUUUGCAUUAUGAAAAGAGGCCGUAAGGUCGUUUGUGGAUCCGGCGAGGGCAAAAUCUACAUUUUUAACUGGAAUGGUUUUGGUGCCACCAGCGACCGGUUUGCGGUUCAGGCCGAGUCCGUGGAUUGUAUCGUGCCGAUCACUGACAGCAUUCUGUGUGCCGCCUCCACCGACGGAGUCAUCAGAGCUGUGAGUGUCCUGCCGAACCGUGUUCUGGGCAGCGUCGGGCAGCAUGCCGGCGAGUCCAUCGAGGAGAUCGCGAGAUCCAGAGACACACGCUUCCUCGCCAGCUGCGCUCACGACCAGCUCGUCAAGUUCUGGGACAUCUCCAGCUUACCAGACACCAGAGUCAGCGAUUACCGGCGGAGAAAGAAGAGAGACCGACGCCUCAAAGCUCUGAGUAAUAAAGCUUUCGACACGGGACAGGAUUUCUUCGCCGGACUUUUAGACUCAACUGAAGAAAACAGGAAUAAAGAAGAUGAAGAGGAGGAGGAGGAGGAGGACAGUGACAGCGGGAGCGACUGAAAAUACUUAACUCCUGCAAUACUGUGUUGCCAUUUCUAUAUUUCAUGUAUAUUUUCUGAAUCUGUUUCACUCACACGCACACAUUAAAUUAUAUGCCAUUACACAUCUGUAUUUGUAUAAUAUAUCAUUUAGAAUACAUGCUGUGCUGUCAUAAACUUUGUUACAUUCUUUGCCCAAGAAACAUAAAAUAACACGUUCACAUGAAACAGACAGUAUUUGAAACAAACGUUUCUUUGUGACCCUGGAGCACAAAACCAGUCAUAAGGGUCAAUUUAUU